Aspergillus homomorphus CBS 101889 is the source of this 4342-nucleotide messenger RNA. It is a transcript of the gene atg11, whose product is annotated as autophagy protein ATG11. Gene Ontology annotation, biological process: piecemeal microautophagy of the nucleus; autophagosome assembly; autophagy of mitochondrion. The coding region runs from base 239 to 4189 and encodes 1316 amino acids. Gene Ontology annotation, cellular component: Atg1/ULK1 kinase complex; extrinsic component of membrane; phagophore assembly site membrane. The transcript has 3 exons. The record is from RefSeq and is a predicted model, not a curated record. Gene Ontology annotation, molecular function: molecular adaptor activity; protein kinase binding. Lineage: Eukaryota; Fungi; Ascomycota; Eurotiomycetes; Eurotiales; Aspergillaceae.
CCCAUGGGGAGAGACAGACAGACAGGCAGUGAGGGAGCUUCUGGAGUCAUACCUUAUUUAUUAAACCGACUCGCUACUGACGGUCAGACUGACACUCUUGCUGCUCUAUCCGAUCUCCCCCUUCCUCUCCUUCUUCUUAUCUUCUCCCUUCCCGCAUUCCUUCCCUUCCAUCAACUUCUCCCGACUCCAUUCUGGAGCAACAUCUUCAAUUCUCCGCUGCUCGCCUGGUGAGGAGGGGAUGUCUUUGCACAUCUACAUAGCUCACACCGGUGAGCAUCUUCAGGCUGAUCCGGUGUCUUUGCCCUCACCAGAUGCACUGCGGACAUGGAUUACCCGCAACACUUCGAUUCCUCCGCAAAGGCAGAUCUUGAUGACUGCCCGGGGUAAAAAUGUCAAGACCCAAACACUUGCUACGGAGAGCGAGAUAUUCGUGUACGAUAGACGCUAUGUCAGCGAGCCCAACACCUUCGAGCUUCCGGAACUCCCUCCACCGCAACCACUCACCCGCGAUGAUCCGCCCGAUACCUUGACCAAUCAAAACGACCUACAAGCAUGGAAGGCUCUUUAUAGUGCCAGGAAAGACUGGGCCCUCAGCCUCACAGAACGCUGCGCAACCGCGGAUAAACAAAUUCAUGAGCACAACGAGCGAACAGACAUCAUCAACCGAGCGGCCGGUGUAGCUCUCGAGAACCUCAAAACCCAUGUGGGCACUCUGGAACACCGCUUUCAAGAGGCGCAGACAUGGGCGAAUGACUUGCUGAAGGAACAGCACGCGGCCUUGGAUGGAUGGAGGAAAGCUCUUGCAUCGUUGGACAACAUUCCGGCUCGGAGAGAUUUCAACUUCCUGGGCCGCCCGUCAACGCCGACCAAGAGCGACGAUCGGCUGAUGGGAACCCUGAGAAAUUAUGUGGACGUGGAAGAAGUGCAAAGGGCCGGCGAGGAAGCACCAGAGGAGUCUGCGCGCUUUGCGCAAGACGUUAGCGAUAUUGAGAAAAGCGUGGGUGAGAUUGCAGCGGAUACACAACGCUUGGUGGAUGAUGCGUUUCCUACCGGCGUGGAUGAUGUGGAUGGUCUGCUGCAAGAAGUGGAAACCAUCUCUAAGAAGAUACAAUCCGACUACGAACAUGUCCUGGCUCUGUCCAAUAAUCAAAAAGCGCUGGCCAAUAUAUCUAGACUCGCACUCAGCCACACCAAAGACUUGCUUCCAUCGCUGCUGGACAUCGGUAGCGAAAUCCAGGCUGGCCUGGAAGAAGCUGUCAAUCGGUAUAACGCCGCGAUUAAAGCGGCUUCUAGUCACAUGCGGCUCAUCUCGUCGAUCGAGUCACGCCUGGCUGAUGUGCAGACCCGGAUCACUAACCUCAACUUCCGAAGCGACGCGUUUGACAUCAUCUACUCCGUAUUCCACAUGCCCAUGGUCUACGGUUCCGUUCUGAUUGAAGCAACGCGACGUCGUGAGUUCAGUGACAAGCUGAAGAAUGAUUCUCUGACCUUAGCGGAAGAGAUGUCAGUCUUUCGCGAGGAGGAACAGCGGCGCCGCAAAAAGUGGAUGAAGAACAUGGGGGAGUUUUUAUCAACAUCGGAUACCUCAACACCUGGCAUUGAAGUCAAUCUACGAGGUCAGGAGUAUGAAUGGCCCGUUGUCAGCAGAAAGGAAAUUGAAUCAUACAUCGAGGACCUGAAGACCAAGACUGGCAUGGCAAACUUGGCGCAGGAUCUUAGCCAGCUUUACAAAGAGUUGGACACCCCCACCCGCUUACAGCGCCGCAGAUCGAAGGCUUUCAAGCAAGGCAGUCUCUUUGAUCUUAGUCGAAGCUCCGUCUUGCUGCGCAGCGAUGACAUGGUUCGAAGCUUGAGGGACGAAAAGGGCAAACUUGAGGAGAGGCUGAAAGGUUCUGAAAGUCGUAUAAGAAAGCUGGAAGACCUUCUACAUCGCCAGAGCCAUAUGAGUCGGCCGUCUAGCGGAGCCUUCUCGCUAGACUUUCCGAGUUCACCCGCGUCACCUCAUCCUGAUCCCCUUUCUAGACGAUCUUCCGUGUCAUCACGACGGAUGUCUGCCAACCAGUCACCUGAGGAAAAGGCGCUCAUUCAACGCAUUGUGCAUCUCGAAGCGGAGUUGGCAGCAGAGCGGGACACAGUGCAGCGGCUGCAGAAAGAAGCGCAUGCAGAACGCCAAUCGAACACCGACAAAAUUCAGGAAGAACAGUCGACGAAGAAAGAUCUUAUUGGCAACCUUGAAGCCCGGCAGCGCGAGUUUGACGAUGAGAGAAGAUACCUCGAGGGCGAACUAAAACGGCUGAAAAUCCGUACGGAGGAAAUGGAAGAAGAGCUAGACAGGAAUCUGGACAUCCGUGAGCAUGAUAAGCAAGAUACUGAUGAGCGAAUUCACCAGCUUGAAGCAGAGUUGCAAGAUGCUCACGCCCGCGCCGAAGAAGAAUCACACAAAGCUACUGAAUUAAUAAAGCAAAUGGAGCUUGACAAGGAUGCGGCCAAGGAUCUUGAUUCUCGUCUAACUGAAUUACAGAACCUCAUUGCAGACAACGAGAAGAUGGAAAGAGAGAGCCUUAAUUCCCUACAAGCCGCUUUCAUGAAUCUGUCUCCGGGGGGUUCUGUUCCUGCCAAGGCCCUGGACAUCAUCAAGGCAAUCGAGGUGCUGUCUGAAGGACUGUCUAUUCAUGCUAAGAAUGCGGAGGAAAAUGCCUUGAAGGCUGCAGCGGAGUACAAAGAGCUUGAAGAGCGUUUGGACCAGAUGGGGCCGGAGGCCGAAUACUUGCGGAAGAGUGUAGAUGAACGGGAAGCGGAUUUGUCUCGCGUUCGCGAAGAGCUAGCGCAGGAGAAGUCCAAAUUAGAGCUUGUGAUGUCUGAGCUGGAUGAUGAGCGAUCAAAGCUCAUUGCACUCCAAACCCAAUUUGCCGCGGGUGAGAAUGGCUCUGAUGCUCUCCGAGAGCGCGUCACGCAGGAAGAACGAAAGCUGACCAACCUCUCUCAACGAUUGGCCGAGGUCGAGUCCCUUGCUCGUCAGUCAGAAGAAGAGGUCACGACCUGGAGAAAGAAGGUGGAGGCGAUAUCAGAAGCCGAGCAACGGGCUACAGUCCGGUCUGAAACAUGCGGGCUCAGGUCUCAACAACUCUCGAAACAACUUUUCUCGCAGGUCGAGAAGCUGGAGCACAUGCUCGAGCAGCUCGGAUUUAUUACCAUCCGGCAAGACGGGAAUAUUGUGGUUCAAAGAGCCUCAAAGGUGGCCAAUACCAUGUCGCUCACAGGAGAAAGUUUUAACCAGUCCGGAAUGGUGCCUGUGAAGCCAGACGCGAGUCUUCUGACCUGGAUGCAUGCCGAAACCAAAGAGGAGGAGACUGAUAGGUUCAUGGCUUUUAUGGAGUGUUUGUACCAGUUUGACGUGGACAUUUUCGGUGAUGCCGUCGUCAAGCGCGUCAAGGACAUCGAGAUGCUCGCUCGGAAGUGGCAGAAGGAGGCCCGUGGGUAUCGCGACAAAUACCACCGGACGCAAAGUGAAGCGCACGAGAAGAUCGCGUAUCGGUCCUUCAAGGAAGGCGACCUUGCUCUAUUUUUGCCCACGAGGAACCAAGCGAUCCGGUCAUGGGCAGCGUUCAACGUCGGCGCGCCCCACUAUUUCCUGCGCGAGCAAGAUGUGCAUAAACUCCAGACCCGGGACUGGUUGCUUGCUCGCAUCACCAAGAUCGAAGAACGGGUUGUCGACCUUUCCAAGUCUAUGAACGGUGCCAAUCCUGACCGACGAUCCAUCGAGGAAGUGAGCGAUGGCACCUCCUUCGACGAUGAGAACCCCUUUGAACUGUCGGACGGUCUUCGCUGGUACCUUCUGGAUGCCACAGAAGAGAAGCCUGGGGCCCCCGCGACACCGGGUCUGGGGAAGAGCACCGUUGCGCCGGCGCACGUCGACGCUAAGGGUAGCAUCCGACUGAAGCGAACCUCCGCCGGAGGGGACGUCGCCAAGACCCUGUCAAAAAGCCUCGAUAGCCGGCGAAACAGCUCCAAUUCUAAAAAGGCACCUUCUACGCCGUCACAGCGCGGCAACGAAUCUACUACCGAUCUGGCCCGGCAGGCCGAGGAAGACCCUGCCGCUGUGGCUGCUAGCUCACGACCACGGGAGGCACCGUCUAAUGCCGAUGAGGUUCGCCGCAACCCACUCCAGGGUCCGCAGAACUCGAGAUAGCUGCGGCUCUUCCCUCGAUUGCACGCCCCUCUGGGGUUUAUUUUGGGAGCUGACGAAACGUCACAGGGUGCGGGUCAUGUCCUUGAGAAUCCAUUCCGUCAACAGCCGUCGUUUUAUCCCGGGGCAAGAAGCUCCUCUUCGUCGGUGCGUCUA